This is a messenger RNA of Anopheles maculipalpis, 479 nucleotides long. RefSeq lists its product as uncharacterized. The transcript has 3 exons. NCBI's taxonomy places the organism in Eukaryota, Metazoa, Arthropoda, Insecta, Diptera, Culicidae. The coding region runs from base 1 to 471 and encodes 156 amino acids. The record is from RefSeq and is a predicted model, not a curated record.
AUGGUUAUUUACUUUCGCAAGGUGGAAAAGUUCGUGUCGGAAACGAAGUACUUUCUCGAUGAGUUCGAUUCCAUCAUUAGCCACUGGGACCUGUCGGGAAAUUUCUUCCUACACUAUCUGAUCGAAAUUCACGAGAACGUGACACAGCUGCUUGCCCGGUUUACUACACUUUCGCUCGAAGGUGUCGGGGAUCGGAAGAGCAAACCCUUCUUCAAUCUUAAAUGUUGUGGUCUCGAAUUUCAAACAGUCAAAGAUCUUAGACUACACCAUCACUCCUGCCGACACAAGAAAUCGCAUUUUGAAGAAACGGACAAUUGCGAGCUUAAAUCUGCGCUACUCAAAUUGGCAUUUUUCAAUCGGAGGGUAAACGAAUACGUUCAGUACGGUACAGUGGCUGACCGAUAUCUAUGUCUGUACUUGAAAAAGAUCCUCAAAAAGAUCAUCAUCACGCUGGACACAUUCAACCUAUAGAGAGUGCA